GUGCCUGGCCACUCAUCUGAAAUACAGUCCCAAGACAAUAAAGCGAAUAAAAAAUCUCAUUGAAGGCAAGGCUGCUUACAUCAUUGGCGGGCUGCUACACAAGGAUGACUUAGCUGUUGCAGAUAUGCUAAAUGUGCCAAUUUUAGGCCCAGAGCCGGAAGUGGCCCAUCUGUACAGCACCAAGUCUGGAAGCAAAAGAAUCUUUGCGAGUGCUUCUGUGCCAGUGCCACCUGGGGAGUAUGAUAUAUACAAUCUUCAGCAGAUGCAUGAAGUUCUUACUCAACUUAUCCUCGAAAAUCUAGAAAUUAAGCGUUGGCUGUUCAAACUGGAUGUUGAAUUUGGUGGGAGAGGUACUGCGUAUUUUGAUGUCUUGCACCUGAAGUGUUAUAAGCAGAUUCUAAAGGAAUUUAGGGAAAUUGGCCCUACAGUAUGGCUGAAGAAGAAAUGGAUUCAGCAGUUUCAAGUGCUGCCUGUUCAUCGGCCCCAAGAAUUUUCAGAAACUUUCUAUGUUACAAUUUUCAACAGCAGAAUAGAUCACAAUGCUCCAGACUUCCUGGCUUUCAAGCAACAUUACCAGUUAUACUGGGGACACAUCUUGUCCUUUCUGGAAUAUCUUGAGAGGAAACUAAGACAAUACGAUGUACCAGUUGCCAUUGUAGAAGGCCAGAAGUUGGCAGAAAUUUCAGCUGUCUUUGAACUUAAUUCACAGCCCAACUGGAAGGACCUGCUUCCUGUGGUGAAAAAUAGAGAAUUGGUGGAAGAGAUCAUCAAGCGUCCAGGCCAGCAGUAUAGAGGGCCAGAUGGCUUGGAAAUCGCAGCUACAAAAAUCCAGGCUAUCUGGAGGCAAUACCAGUGCAAGACCAAGUACCUCAUAGCUCGUCGCCAGAAGUGGGCAGCAGGUGUUAUUUCCAUCUCCUGGCUCAUGCGUGCUCAAAGGGUGCGGGUGAAGAAGACCCUAAAGCAGUCACGUCAGAGACACCUGGAAAAUUUUCGCAGCAGGGCCAAGCAUCUGGCAGCCAACUGGAAUCGCAUCAAGGCCUCCAGGAGAACUAUUAUCCACAUCCCAUCAUUAGGGUAUGCCCAGUCAUUGCGAUCAUCUGUGCCCAAUAUAGAUACUCAACAGAACCUACAGAUGGGAAGGUUAUGUGACAUCAGGGAUGACAAUAUAGAUGUAAUCUAUAUUUGCCCCCUGUGGAUUGGUGAGGAUGUAACCCAAUACUACAUGAAUCUACUUGGGCUACAAGAAGCCAUCAAAACAGGGAAACCUGAGAAAGUAACGAACGUGGAAGAUCGUCUCAAAGUCGUGACUCCUGAGGCAAUAAGCCUUUUUCCUAUACCUCCUCAAAAACUUAUUAAAGGUUCUACAGUGGGCACACUUGCUGUUUUGCCUGCUUCCCACCGUGAAAAUCCAUCGCUCCUUCCUCCAUUUGUAUCUGAAAAAGAUGCAAGAAAAGGUAUUCUGAGCUUGAUUGAACGAGGUUUAAUUCCUCCAGCAUCUGAGCUGACUGUUGAUCCACCUUUUGUCCAAAACAGAGCAGUAAAGAUUCAUGAUAUUCAAGAGAAGCGUAGGAAACCAGCCCCUGAAAUAUUUGGUACUUACCCGAAAAAUGCUUACUGUAUAGUUGUUAGUGAGUCAUAUGCAGAGGAAACAAAGUAUCCGGACAAGAAACCAGAAUCUAGGCUGCCAUUAAAGAUGGGCACUGUUACUCCUGCACCUUCAUUCAUGUCCAGGACAUCAACUAAGGACAUCAGCGCAGUUCAACACCUACGUGGUAAAGGAAUGGUGCCCUUUGAAUUUCAUCAGCCAAAGGUAUGGCAAACAACGUGUAUUGUAAAUCAGGAUGUACGGUAUGUUUGCAAAGAACUUCUUCAAAGUGAAAGUGCAUUUAAUGGCAAGGUUGCACAGCUCCUAAUGGACUAG
Messenger RNA from Rhincodon typus (whale shark), 1921 nucleotides. RefSeq names its product IQ domain-containing protein H-like. The transcript is spliced from 9 exons. The record is from RefSeq and is a predicted model, not a curated record. Bases 125 to 1921 code for a protein of 598 amino acids. Lineage: Eukaryota; Metazoa; Chordata; Chondrichthyes; Orectolobiformes; Rhincodontidae. Gene Ontology annotation, molecular function: protein binding.